AGAGAGAGAGAGCGCGUGCCUGUGUUUCGAUUUGUUUCUCGAAAGACUCAAGCUUGGGUUAAUUUAAACACACUAAACUAAAAGCAUUCUUAAGAACAGAAUAACAAAUUCUUAAUCUUGAUACUAGUUUUUUUUGAAAAAAGAAACUAAGCUCUAAUUUCUUGCAUUAUCUUAUAGAGUAAGUCAGCUUACAGAGAUCGACAAGACACUGUUCGAUUCAGUAAUUUGAUUUAGAAAAGAAAAGAAGGAAGAAGAAUAAAUGUCUCCGAAGCAAAUUAGUGAAGAUCGAGGAUCUCCUCAUUUCAGGCAAACUCCAUUGCAGAUAAUACAUAUAAUAGGGAACUUGUUGAGAAUAUGGUCAGUUUACUCCAUGUAUCGAUAUUUGUCUCAGACUGGAGCUUCAGUCGUACUUUUUAUCUUCAGUUGUUUGGUUCCAUCGUGUAUCCUGUUUUUAGUUUUGCAAAAGCCUUGGAAGGGGAGACCACUCACUAGUCAACAGGUAGUGCCAUCCAUCAUAAAUGGUGCCAUAACUGCUCUAUACUUCAUCUUGUGGGGAAAGGGCCUCAAGUCUUGUGGACCGGUUAGAGCCAUAUUAGCGGAGUAUUCUGGUGCUGUUCUUGGAGUUUUAUCUGCCACAUUAUAUGGCCGGAGGAGCAAUCUUUGGAGAAAGGUAGGUGGGCUCAUUGCAAUGGUGGCAUCUUUCUACUUAUUAUCUCAAGGGUGGGCGAUGGCUACAUAUUCGCCACUUUCAUUUAAAGAAACUGUUGUUGGUGAGGAUCACACAGAAGAAGCUUUGAGUAUGAUGGAAAUGACAGUUCCAAUCCUUGCUGGUAUAUUAUCAACUUUAAGAAGGGUAAUUGCAAGACGUGUUUCACUCAAGAAUCAACUUAAAAGGAGGCUUCAUGCCAUAACCAUUACUUCUGCAACAUGUUUUCUGUUUCCUGUGGCCAUGUGGGACUUCAUUAUUGGAUCAACAUCAGGAAGCAUUGUAGAGCUUCCAUUUUCAGCUUGGGCAUUUCUGAGCACCAUUCUUUUUGGAGUUAUCUUGAUAUUUUAUGUUGACAGCAUUGCAGAGGAGAGACUGCACAUGGUUUUCUCUUCUCCAAGGCACUUACUGGUAGCUGGAGGAUGCAUCAUUAUCAUGGAGAUUGUAUACAAAAUGGACUUUUCUCUUCUGGGAUUCAUUUUUUGUUCCUUAAUUUUGGGCUUCGGUAUUUAUGAGGCAACUUCUUUGGAACGAAGUAAAAAGGGCUCUUUUCAGCAUUCAGAUCCAUCAGAUGGCAUCUUGGAAGAGCAAAUACAGAUGUCCUCACUUCCAACUUGAGAUGAAUAUGUCUCUCCUACGAAUUUGUCACAUGUACACAAAUGCUUUAACCAGGUAUCACAGCCAGUAAAUUGUUUCAUUUCUCAUGUCGUUAGAGGCAAUCAGAGUAUACAAUUGAAUAUUGGCAGAAAAAAGAAGUCUAUAGUUAAAAUCACUCGCGUUUAUAACUUUUUGCUGAUGGCUGAUUGCUAUUUGUAGUGAAGUGUAUAUAAAUCCUGUAAAUGCAUUUGAAGCACUUGAUUUUAUUUUUUUUGAA
Ricinus communis (castor bean) is the source of this 1580-nucleotide messenger RNA. Its product is annotated as zinc transporter 5. The transcript is spliced from 10 exons. Bases 260 to 1324 code for a protein of 354 amino acids. Lineage: Eukaryota; Viridiplantae; Streptophyta; Magnoliopsida; Malpighiales; Euphorbiaceae. The record is from RefSeq and is a predicted model, not a curated record.